AAGAACGGCUAGCCGAAGGCCAGUUGACUGCAAGCCUUUGAGAGCUGAGGUGGUCUGAGGGACGGCACUACCAUGAGCAGAGCGGUCCUGAAGAAGCGCAGCAGCGGGGCCAGUCUGGCCGAUCCUGACUUAAACAUCAGAAGGAUGGAGAACCGAGAUCAGCGGUCCCGGGAUGACAUACAGCCUCAUCCACCAGAAACAACCCGAGAGAUGGACACCCAGAUAGAAGAAGGGGACGGCGUCACCCUUCCAGAAGUCAUCGAGAAAACCUACGCCACCAAAAAGAGAAGCCCCAUAAAGGCUCUCAACAACUCGCCGGUCGUCAUCGACGACUUUCGGGCAAAGGUAAAAAUCCACCAGCUUCAGACCGAGCUGAUGAAGAAGAAGAUGGAGUGUGACUACCUCCGAGAAGAGGCCAAGCAACUGACGGACGAACUCAAGUUCGAGAGGUUCAUGCUGAAAAAAAAGACCAACGAAGCGAUCGGCACCCUCCAAGAAAAGAACAAGGAAAUGACGAAGGAGAACCAGGACCUUAGGAAGAAAGAAUUGGAAGCGAAGAAAACUCUUGGUGAGUUGGAUAAAUCUAUGGGCAAUACCAAGGCGAUGCUGAAGGAGGCGGAAGACAAAAUGGACACAGUGGAGAAGGAAAAGAUUCGCGCCAUGGCAGAUCUUGAGGAACUCCGGUCGGUAAACCGCCGUCUACUCGUGGAAAAGCGGGAAGCAAAAGUAGCAGAGGUCGAAGCGAGCCACCGUGCAAGUGAAGCCGAGCGAGUCGCGGAAGAGGAACUUAAAAAGCGACAAGAGGCAGAGAAGAAGCAGGAGGAACUUCUCGAGCAGAGAGAGAGCAUGAAGAAAGAGCGGGAUGACGUCAAAGAGGUGUAUACCUCGCUUCAGGAACAGAUAGAAAUGGAGGAGAACAAGCGGAAGGAGUUCCCGGCAGUUUCGACUCAGACGAACGUUCGGUCCUGCCUGCUGUGUUCCAGCGACAGAGAGCUCAAGGCCGGCCACCAGGUUAUAGAGGGGUGUGAGCUUCUCCCUUACUUCACCCACGGGAACAACAAGCGGCUGAACAGACACGUCGUUCUGCCCAGAAUCAGCGACAAGCCUCCCUCUGCCGAUGGCGGCGAUGUGAGUUCCGGUUACAACACUGAAGAGAGCAACGCACAGGAUCCACCGGGAUCUCCUCGUAAGGGCGGCAACGGCAGCAGGGGGAAGACACCUGCAGGCAACGGGGCCGGGCGCACUCAGCUGCCGUCUGUCAAGGCAGUCCGGCGCCGCAGAAGCUCGGGCCUGAUGCAGCCUCACCCUCCGUAUGACGACAUCACCGUGGAGGAAUCCGCUGAGGACGGGAUGCUGAACAUCUCCAUCCACGCACCGUGGCUGCUCAAGCAUCAGGCCGACCCCUACAUGGCAACACCGCCCGGCUACUACGGGUACGGAUACGCCGUGUUGCCGUACGGAGUGGACGAUGACGAGCUAGAUGGAGAGGAGGACUCUACCGUAGACAAGAACGACGAGUGAACUGGUCCUAUACCAUACAAGAGACGGUUGCCUCAGAUGAACCAUUAUGGACUUCGCAAUGUGAGUUUUGAUUGGUCGAACAAGCGAUGGACAAACAUAUUCAAACUAUAUUCCGACACAGUGUUAUAUCUCGUGUAUUGUAAUCCAGAACAAGACAUUCGAAUUCUUCUGAAUGGUAUGUCACCUCGAAUGGCGUGCAAGGGUACGCAGAUAGAGGUAAGAGAACCUGUGAACCAGAACGGCAGUUAUUGUGUAGCCAUUAUAUACAUCUGUAGCGAAAGAGCACCAUCAAAAGACCAACAGAUCUAGAGCUUUAUUUUGCUGAGCGACCACACAGUGAUCAAAAAUGGAAUUUGUGUGACCCAUGAUUUUAUAGUAUGGUGCAUGAUAUAAAUUGAAGUAUGAUUCAAAAGAUAGAACAAACUUAAAAAGAUUCCUUCUUUUAUCGGUGAAAUUCUUUGAGCUAUUUGUAAAUCUUUGGUCGCUCAGCGGU
Molecule: messenger RNA, 2014 nt
Organism: Branchiostoma floridae (Florida lancelet)
Lineage: Eukaryota; Metazoa; Chordata; Leptocardii; Amphioxiformes; Branchiostomatidae
Product: vicilin-like seed storage protein At2g18540
Exons: 1
Coding region: 73-1521 (482 amino acids)
Source: RefSeq, a predicted model, not a curated record